AUGCUGGCCGCGGGAGGUCCGCUCGCCGCCCGGCUGGACAGCCUCUUGCCUUGCUGGCUCGUCCUGUCGCUCUCCGGCACUCUGGCCUCGGCGCAGCCGCCGGGGGUCGCGGUCCUCUGCCCGCCGCUCUGCCACUGCGAGGAGGACGGCAUCGCGCUCUCCGCCGACUGCUCCGAACUCGCGCUCUCCUCCGUGCCCGGCGGCCUCAGCCCCUUAACUGCCUACCUUGAUCUAAACAUGAACAACAUCAGUGAAUUGCUGCCUGGAGAUUUCCAUCACUUACAUUUUCUGGAAGAACUGCGCCUAUCUGGAAACCAACUCUCUAAAAUUCCAGAAGGAGCAUUUUCUGGCCUCUACAAUUUAAAAAUUUUGAUGUUACAGAAUAAUCAGCUCACUCGGAUUCCAGCGGAGGCUCUAUGGGAUCUUCCUAAUCUUCAGUCACUACGCCUAGAUGCCAAUCUGAUCUCUGUUGUACCUGAAAAGAGCUUUGAAGGGUUAACUGCCUUACGUCAUCUCUGGUUGGAUGAUAAUGCCCUGACAGAGAUCCCUGUUAAAGCACUCAAUAAUCUGCCAGCUCUGCAAGCAAUGACAUUGGCGCUCAACCGAAUCUGGCACAUUCCUGAUUAUGCCUUCCAGAACCUCACUAGCCUUGUGGUAUUACACCUGCAUAAUAAUCAGAUCCAGCACUUGGGAAUACAUGGUUUUGAAGGACUCCAUAAUCUGGAAACUCUGGACCUAAAUUAUAAUGAGCUGAUGGAAUUCCCAAUGGCGAUUAAGUCACUCAAUAGACUUCAAGAGCUGGGCUUCCAUAACAACAACAUCCAGGCUAUUCCAGAGAAAGCAUUUGCUGGAAAUCCUGUACUUCAAAUUAUGACUUUAACCCAGGCUGGAAUCCAUUUGCUUCCGGGAGGAAUGUGUCAGCAGUUGGCCAGCCUACGAGUUCUUGAGCUUGCGCACAAUCACAUUGAGAAACUGCCCAGUUUUCACCAGUGCCAGAAGCUGGAAGAAAUUGGCCUUCAGCACAACUGUAUCCACGAAAUUGGAGCAGACACCUUUGGGCAGCUCACAGCCUUGCGCUCCCUAGACCUGAGUUGGAAUUACAUUCAGUUUAUCCACUCUGAAGCUUUUCUGAUGCUCCAUUCCCUCAUCAAGCUGGAUUUGACUGACAAUCAACUGGUGACACUUCCAUUGGCUGGCUUGGGUGGAUUGACUCAUCUGAAGCUCAAAGGCAAUCCUGCACUGUCUGAAGCAUUCCCUAAAGAAAGUUUCCCCAAGAUACGGGUCUUGGAGGUGCCCUAUGCGUACCAGUGCUGUGCCUAUGGAGCAUGUGGCAACUUCUUCAAAAUCUCCAGUCAGUGGGACUCGGAGGACAUGAGUCCUGAGGAUGAUGGUGGCUACAAGAAAAACCUGGGACUUGAUCAUUAUGACCUAGACAUGGAUGAUUUCCAGCUAGACCCUGAUGAUUCAAAACUACAUCCCAACAUCCAAUGUACACCCAGCCCUGGUCCUUUCAAGCCCUGCGAUCAUCUGUUUGAAAGCUGGGUCAUCCGCCUGGGUGUCUGGCUGAUCAUGCUAGUUUCUGUGCUGUGCAAUGGAUUGGUUAUAGUGGUUGUUUUUGCCUCGCCAGGCUAUCUGUCCCCAAUCAAGUUUAUCAUUGGAUCCAUUGCUGGAGCCAAUAUGUUAACAGGGAUAUACUGUGCUAUUCUCGCAUUUGUGGAUGCAGUCACCUUUGGUCAUUUUGCAAAAUACGGGGCCAGGUGGGAGAUGGGUGCAGGGUGCCAAGUGACUGGAUUCCUGUCAGUUUUUGCUUCAGAAGCUUCCAUUCUGCUCUUAACCCUUGCUGCAGUGCAGUGCAGCUUUUCGGUAUCGUGCAUGCGGACAUAUGGAAAGGUUCCUUCCUUUGGCUCUGUCAAGGCAGGUGCCCUGAGUUGUCUGAUCCUCUCUUCAGUGGCUGCAAUGUUACCCCUCUUCUCCAUUGGGGAGUAUGGGGCAUCCCCUCUCUGUCUGCCCCACCUACUUCCUGAUGGGAAACCUUCCAUGUUGGGUUUCAUGGUCGCUUUGGUGCUAGUGAAUACACUUUGCUUCCUCAUUAUCACUGGGACAUACAUCCGCCUCUAUUGCAACCUGCUGAAAGGUGAGUUUGACUCUGUCUGGGACUGUGCUAUGAUCAAACAUGUUGCUUGGCUCAUUUUCACCAACUGCCUUCUUUACUGCCCGGUGGCUUUUCUCACCUUCUCUUCCAUGCUUAGCCUCAUUCUCAUCACCCCCGAAGUCAUCAAGUCUGUGCUUUUGGUGGUCCUGCCCCUGCCAGCCUGCCUGAAUCCCUUGCUUUAUUUACUCUUUAACCCCCAUUUUAGAGAUGAUUUGCGGCUUUUGAAGCAGAAGAGUCAGGUCCAGGAAAGCUGUGCCCAGUCUUGUAUUUCUGAGGAUACAGAGAAGAGCUCAUGUGACUCUACUCAAGCUCUUGUUCCUUUCUCCGAUAUCGAUCAUAUAUUUGAAGCAUCAGAUCUCUAUAGAGUGCCUCACAGGUGUUCCUCAGUUCUAGAUGCCUACCGCUUCUCCUCAGUGACUCUGAUCCCUUGCCAGCAAAAAGCAGGUGCCAGAGGACAUGACAGUGGCUUCUCCACCCAACCUUCCUAUCUUGCUGAUGAUGAGCUGCUAAUUGCAUCAGAAGGCAGAGACCAGGCAAAGAGCAACCUUUGGAUUGCCUUGUUCCCCAAACCACCUUCACCAGCCUUCAUAUCUCAUUUAUAAGACUCAGUCCACAUUCUCUCAAUAAAUAAAAGAAUCAUACAAGAUCUUCUCCUGGAGCCACCAAAAGCUUCAGCAAGUGGCUCUUCUAGGAGAAAAGAUGAUUCACUGUAUUUUUUUUCUUCUCAAAACAAGGCUACACCGUCAGCAAAAUGGCAGCAAUUCCUUUGUAACCUAGCCUGCUGGGGUACUGCUUCCUCCUCUCCUACUGCAGCAAUGUGAAACUGAUAAAGAUCUACAUAGCUGCCUAAGAAAUUAAGGCACCCCAAAGUUCAUAAUAAUUGUGUAUCUACCUGAAAGUCCAAGAAAAAUAGCAAACCCAGGAUAAGAAUUCUGGCAAUUCUGCCCUUUUAGGAAUUACACCAUUCUAUAGCUCUUAAUUUUUAUGAUAGGUGGAUCACUUUAGUCCAUGAAUAUCAAAUAAAAAAGACUGAACUGAAUAGAAACAUCAAGAAGACAAUGUGAUUUCAGCUCUACUCCCAUGUUUUUUUUUUACUAAAUAGCAAUCUUUUCAUAGCAAUGUCUUUGUCUCAUAGCAAACUUGUCAUCUUUUAAAACUGUUGUAUAUAUGAAUAUGAAUCAUAAACAGAUUAUCCAGUCAUGUUUAUUCAAUGCAAUGCAUGACUGCACAUGUAUCCACGUCUACACAUAGGAACAAUUGAUAGGAACAAUUCCCACAUAAUAGUAAUCAUACAAGGAGACAUAGCUGUUUUAAUCAGUCAAAAACAAUGCUUCCUACCUGCUCCUGUAUAUAACUAAGCAUAUUUAAGUUAUUCAGAAGCACUAGGAAUCAAAAUUAAAUAAAUAAAUA
Protobothrops mucrosquamatus (brown spotted pit viper) is the source of this 3562-nucleotide messenger RNA. RefSeq names its product leucine rich repeat containing G protein-coupled receptor 6 (gene LGR6). NCBI's taxonomy places the organism in Eukaryota, Metazoa, Chordata, Lepidosauria, Squamata, Viperidae. Gene Ontology annotation, cellular component: membrane. The coding region runs from base 1 to 2754 and encodes 917 amino acids. The record is from RefSeq and is a predicted model, not a curated record. The transcript has 16 exons. Gene Ontology annotation, molecular function: G protein-coupled receptor activity; protein-hormone receptor activity; protein binding. Gene Ontology annotation, biological process: G protein-coupled receptor signaling pathway.